GCAAUCGAGGAAGCCUCACCGCGUCCUUCCGAAAUCGAACCUCCUACCAUACCAACCUGGCGAUUGACUCUCCUCAUAAUCAGCCUCUGCAUCGGUCUCUUCCUCUCCCUCCUCGACACCUCCAUAGUAGCAACGGCUCUCUACAGUAUCUCCAUCGACUUCAACGCCACCCGCUCUUCCACCUGGGUAGCCCUCUCCUACACCCUGACCUACCUCGGUUUUGCCGUCCCCUUUGCAAACCUCAGCGAUGUCAUCGGUCGUAAGCAUACAUGGCUCCUAGCCUUCAUCCUCUUCUUUGCUUUCUCUCUAGCAUGUGGGUUUGCUAAGACGCUUGCUCAGUUGGUGGGGUUUAGAGCUGUGCAGGGGGUGGGUGGGAGUGGAUUGUAUUCGUUGACGAUGAUAUUGUUGCCGGAGAUUGUUGAGGAGAGGAAGAAGAAGUGGAUUGGUGCUGUGGCUGGGUUGGUUGUUGCGGUUGCGGGGGUUAUGGGACCGGUUGUGGGAGGUGUGGUUACGAGGUAUACGACUUGGAGGUGGGUGUUUUGGAUCAAUGGGCCUAUCGGUGUUAUUGCUGCAAUUUUGUUUCUCCUUACCUGGCCUGGCGAGGAUAUGAUGAAGCAUCCACCUCGUCGUUCCUGGAAACGUCUCGACUUCCUAGGUUCCUUCCUACUCAUCGCAGCCUCCGUCCUCGUAGUCUUUGCUUUCCAACAAGCCGGGCUAACCCCAAACUCCUGGACCAAAGCCAUCUUCCUCGCCCCCUUACUCAUAGGCCUCCUCUGCUGGUCCCUCCUCUUCAUCUGGGAACUCUUCGCCUCCACCCACUCCAUCUCCACAAUCCUCCCUCCUCGCCUCCUCAAACGUCGUAUCUACACUUCCGCCGUCAUCGUCACCACAUUAACGGGGUUUGCAAACUUCAUCGCCAUCUACAGUCUCCCCCUGCACUUCCAAAUCGUCAAUGGAACUUCCUCACUCACAGCAGGAGUAGCACUACUGCCUAUGCUCGCAUCCGCAGCGGUAGGAAGUAUACUAGGCGGCCUCACUGCUUCCCACUCUUUCCCUGCUCUAGCGAUCGCAAGCGCGUUGAUGGCAUUAGGCAGUGGGUUGCUGUCUACACUGUCUGUACAUCAUGGUGUCCAAGCUAAAACUUAUGGGUUUGAGGUACUACUAGGAUUGGGAUUAGGGUUAUCGAUCUCAAGCUCGACAUUGGUGGCGGCGACGAAUUGUGAGCGUGGGGAUCAUGCUGUUGCGCAGGGGAUUGUGGCACAGGCGAGAGUGUUGGGUGGAAGUAUUGGGAUUGCGGCGUCUAGUGCGAUUUUGGGGGUCAUGAGUACGAGGAAGACGACUUUGGGACAAGUGGUAGAUGAGAGAGUGGCAUAUGCUGAUGCGUUCUGUAAGACGAUGUGGGUAUCUGCUGUGGUAGCUUGUGUGGCUUUGAUAUUCUCCGUGGGCACGUACAAUAAA
Molecule: messenger RNA, 1458 nt
Organism: Aureobasidium pullulans EXF-150
Lineage: Eukaryota; Fungi; Ascomycota; Dothideomycetes; Dothideales; Saccotheciaceae
Product: MFS general substrate transporter
Exons: 2
Biological process (GO): transmembrane transport
Molecular function (GO): transmembrane transporter activity
Source: RefSeq, a predicted model, not a curated record